UGAUCAUAAAGCAAAGCGCAAUCGUGGCACAUUCGCGUAGUUCUUCUAGGUGUCGCGUGUCGUGAAGAUUCGGUUGGUCCUUGCACUGCCGAAUGAGUUUUCUUGAAUUGGCGUGAAUACCUAUCAACGAACCUGGUCACUGAGGAUCAUGGACGCUGCUGCAGAUCCAGACCCGGGGGUAGCUGCACCUUCCGGGCCCUCCACGACAUCGGCUCGCCCAAAAAGCAGCGUGCGCCGGACGCGCGCAGUUAUAUCACCCUAUGAUAUCUUCGAGGACGAAGAUGAGGCGGAGCACGAGUUGGAUACUUUUUUUCUCGCGGCAGAGCAGCAGAAUGAGCCCAUUUCGCCCCGCAGUCCAGCUAACCGGCCUUCCACGUCGUGUUCGCACACCGCGCAAACGAAAUUCGACGCCGCAGCGCGCACGGCAAGGAGGGCAGAGCGCGCGAUCGCGGAGCAAGAAUUCACCAGGAUGCGGAACCAAUCCGCCGGCGGAGGGGGGCCAGGUGCCGGAGGCGUUGUGGACCAUGCGGCAUUCAUGCAGGAGAGCGGCAAGGUCACAGGCCAAAUUAGCCAGAUCGAGCAGGGCGUAGAGCAGGUGCUCACGCGGCACAAAGAAUUUGCGCAAGGCCAGGCAAACAAACUGAAUCGGGCCCAGACCGCAACGCUCAGCAGUCGGAAGGGAAGCAUGGCAAAUUUGGGUGCUAGGGAAACGGCAGGUACGGAUAAAAUAAGUACUUAUGUGCUAGCUCUGACUUAGUGUAGAAGUAGAUCUAGAUCUAGAUGAUACGUACUUGUUUAGUACUGAAAAUAAAACUACCAGUCGGAAUAGGUUUGAAAAUUAGUAUGUACUAUGAAGUAUACAGAAAAAAGAAUGUUGACGAAACAGAAAAUGGAAUGCGAAUGGUAACCGGCAUAGUAUACGCUAAAACACUCACAAGGUGGCGCGACGGGCUCGGGUGCGGGAGCUGAUAGCGCACGCGAUAGCGACGACGAGAACCGAGGACUGCAACUGGUUGCGCGUGACCUUUGUCCACCCGAAUGGGUGCGGAACGCGAUGAAGUCGCAGAAAGGUGCGCGCGACAUGAUCAGUGCCAAUAUACAGGCGGUGCCGGAGUUCGCGCCCUCUACCGCAAGUUCCCGACGAAGACUCCGCAGUGCGGAGCGACACCGACAACAAAUGAAGUUCCAGGAGAACGCAAGACAACAGAACUACGAGUAAUAUCAACGAUGUAAUUAUCAAUAAAUUUCAUCUGCACCAUGAUGUAUGAGCUGCGUAUCUUUUUGGACCGUGAAGGUGAAAUUGUGUUGAAGGGUUUUUGUUCGUCUCCGAAAUAAAACGAAAAGCUUUUUGAUUGCGCCUGUUGACAUUGAUGCCCACUUCUUUUCGCAUCAGGUUUACGCGAAAGACGCAGCACAGCUACGCGGUAAAGCGUGUCUGAGGCUAACAAAAGCGUCACCGCCCAGGGCUAUCCAAAGCCUUCGCCGCGCAUCAUCCAGAGGGUCGCGCUUUCGUGCUUAGCGCAGCCCCAGCUCAUGCGCCAGGGAGCGCUCUGCACACUGACAGAAUAACCGCCGGCCACUGCGUCCAAGUUCGCGCGCCCGGGCGCGAGCUGAUGCCCCACCCAAAGAGCCCCCCCAAGCCGGGGCUACGCCGGCGGUCGCACCGGGCCGCGGCAGUGUGCGCGCCCACUCGUCUCUCUUUGUGUCAGGCAGCAGAUGAUGGCCCCUCCGGUGUUGUCUUUGGUGCCUGCGCCGUGCCGUCGGUCCUAAAUUAGGACCGGUGGGGCGCUGGCUCCAUAAAAUGAUAUGCAUAUGGCUAUGGGACCACGUCCACGAAGCAAAGACGGCGCUUCAGCUGCGCACGUUCCCGCUCGUGCAUAGAUAAGAACACUACUGCAGCGACCUGCUGUCGUGUUUUGGGAUGAAGCAGAGUUGUAGCUUCGGCUCCAAAUGUUCCCGCUCUCGUUUUCUGUUGUUCUUAUCCUCCAACUCCGUGCAUAGAUAAAGAAGUUUUCAUCUAUGCACGGAGAUGAUUGGACGAUCAGAGUUGAAGCUUCUCCUCCAGAUGUUCCCGCUCUCUCAAAAAUGGUGUUCUUAUCCCUCCUGUUCGUGCAUAGAGAAGAACACCAUUUUUAGGUCGUUACAAACAUGUUCUUAUCUAUGCACCAUUUGGAACAGCAUUUUUGCGAGAGCGGGAACCUCUGGCGCAGAAGAUGUCACUCUGCUUCGUGCCAGCCACCAACUUCAGGUCGUUGCAAGCGUGUUCUUAUCUAUGCACGACGUGGAGGAUAAGAGCAGCAGUGUUCGAGAGCGGGAACAUUUGGCGCAGAAGCUCCAACUCUGCUUCACGCCAAAACAUCAAUGCCAGGGCGUUGCAGUAGGUGUUCUUAUCUAUCUCUCCGAAGCGUUCAAACGAGUACCAGGCGGGAAGCUUUCAAGGUCUUCUGCCAGUGCGUCCACCAUCGCCGCGAAAGCGGUGCCAACGGUGAGUGAGUGGGGCGGUGGGUGGGAGAUUGGGUUGCGCUUGAAGAGUUCCAAGGGGUCACGAGGGGCCUGCGCACCAAGUCCGCACGAGCCGGCUUGCGGCCUUUUUUGGGUUGCGAGUACGUAGGGCCCGGGGCCGCGGAAAAGAUGCGCGCCUGCGCCGGAUGGCUGUGUUGUGAGUGCCCGUUGGGCGCGUCGAUCUGCGCAGUGGGGGGGCCUCAUUAGUCUAGGUCUAGGCUCGCCGGGGUGCUGAAAUGCCUGCUGGUUCCUCUAGAACGACGCCUGGGCCGCGUGCAAAAACCCACCAGGGGAGGCAACAGCACUUCUACGCAGGCGCGCCCAUAAAAACUGCAGCGCCUGCCUUGGCGCAAAAAAAAAGGCAAAUCCCGACGGUAUGCUGCGAAUUUCUUUAAGGAUAAGAACAGUGCUGCAGAUCACCUAUUUCGUCUCUAUACAUCAGGUUUACGCGAAAGACGCAGCACAGCUACGCGGUAAAGCAGCGGAAAGCCGAGCUUGCGGAGUGGCGGAAGAAGAACAUGAAACCUACAGAGCUCUACGACCUAGUUAGGCCGCCGAGUGCGAGUGCCCGGUCAGGUACCAGCUCCCGACCAGCCAGCAGACCUGGCACCGCCUCGGAAGCCCACAGAGGGUAUUGAUUGUAGGUCUUUCUUGAUCUUGUGUACUAGAUCUAGAUGCUUGUGCUUUCAUGUGGGCGAAAUCAAUCUCUCGUUGUAGGCAUGCGAAUCUCGACCUUUGUAUCUAUUCUCUGAUUCUUUACCCAUUCCAUGGAUCGUGCACUCGAAAAAAAACACAGCGCCUUUCCACCCCCCGAGGAGGAGGAGGACGGGCGAACGCUACUCCAAAAAAUGUGGGAUACUCUAAUCCCGCCACGAGACCCCGCAGAACUGCUGCCGCCACCACCGCGAAAUAUGCAGGACGACGACGACGACUUGCCAGACGGCCCGCCCUGCGGGGUGUUUUGGUUGCAGCUCGUCACGGUUUUUGACUUUCUGCAAGCGGUCGAGGACAAACUGAAACCGCCAGUACUCGAACCCGCAGUAGAAAAGAGGCUGAAGCGACAAUGUAUGAUGAUUUUUUCCAAAUAUACGUGCACUUGUGUCUUUGCCGGUCACGGUCAGGUUGCCUUGCUUGGUGCAUCGACGCAAAAAAUCAUACAUAGAUCAUACUCUGCCUCUGGAGAACUAAAGUUGUCUCAUCGUCUACAACUCUUAAUUGUUUAUCACAGGCAACUUCGUUGUCGCCGGCAUGCGGCUGCGCAAGGCUUUACGGGUGAGGAGGAAAAUGGCCGGAAUAAUCCACCACGCGUUAGAAGGUUGGGUACCAAUGCGGACCACAUGGUUCUGCAUGUCCUACUUUAAUCGCGCCGUCACCAUUCAACGCUGGUGGAGAGGCUGUAAGGCAGAAAUACGGACGGAAUACCUCCGGAUACGAGAAAAGUAAAAUUCGGACAUGGUUCUCGUCCUUGUUCUUUUCGUGCUCGUUCAAAAUUCGUGCAUCGGUUUGUCACGCUCGGCGCCGUAAAUCUGACUUUCAAGCUCACGAUACUCAUACGGUCGGCUUUUUCGCUUGACCACGUCUAGGCUGAAAAGAUAGAAGUAGAACGAAUUUUUUGCAUUUCGAAACUACUUAAAUCAAAACAGGUUCUGCGAGAUCGAGAAGAAGGUUAUGUACAAGAAGGCCAAAGAGAUGGACGAAGUGCAAGCCAAGGAGAAGGCCAAGUUUGAGGCCACACAGAAGAACAAGGCGCGGCAGCGGCUUAGCAAGAAGAAGGAGCCCACAGCGGCGGAGUGGGAGGAGCGGAUUCGGUUUAUGAUGGUGCCAGAGGAAAUCCGAGUGCGCGUGGUCAAGGACUACCUCCGCUACACUCGCUUCCUCCGAGUACAGGAGAUCACCAAGCACCAGCAACACUGGUUCAAGGAGCGCGCGGACUGGCUGCUCGGCCGGACCGCGACGACCUUCUUGGGUCUGAAACUCGGGAAAACGGGGAAGAAAGCGCCCCCGAUGCCGCUGUGCCCGCCCAUGAUGCCGUCGCUCGACGCGUUUCUGGAUCUCAUCAAGCAGGCACACGCGCUGAAGGACGGGUAUCCGGCAGACUUCUACGUGCCACUGGAAACGCGAGUCAGAAAAUUCGUCGAGGCCGAAGAGGAGAAGCAGUUAAAAGAGGGCGUCAAGAAGAAAAAACCAAAACUAUCCGGAAAGGAAAUCAUCCAGCAGACAUUUCUGGCACAGGAUCCAGACGCAGGAUCAGCGGUAUCUACUAUGUCCAUUUUGAUGUUAUUCCUGAUGAUGUCUUGUGUGACCCCAGCGAUAGGAAAAACAGGUGGCAAUUCAUCAUUCGUUGCCGUUGGUCUUUUGAAAAGCAAAACAAGUGUGAAACUCAAAAAAAAUCUUCCCUGCUCAGACUGAAGACGCGCCAGACGACCUUGCGGAUUCCAAGACUACGGCCCAGGUGAUGGCCGGACUGAAGGACCGCUUUCAGGCUCAGCAGAAAAAGAUCCUCGCGGAGCCCGUGGAGCGCGAUUCAGACGUCGAUGAAACGUUUCAGGAACUACCACGAAUUCUACCGCCGAAGGCGUGAAGUAGAUGAAGGCGAGACAGUAGAUCUUGCAGCUGUAAUUUUCUUGUAAAAUUUGAACUUAAAGAUAAAGAACCAUCCAUAUCCAACAAAGUUUCAAAACAUCCAACAAUUCCAAUCCAUCAAUAUGAUUCAAAAUACAGCAAUGUCUAAUAUGCAAGCAAAGUCGAUAGUCGGUCGACGAACCAGUACAAUUUCCAAGAAUGCUACUGCUUGAGAGAACUUUCUUUUACAAUGAUUCUUUGUUUACUGUAGAAGUGCUAAUCUUCGAAAAAGAAAAACCUUUAUAUUGACCUCUAUAGGAUGCACAAUGCUUCAAAUGGAUAAUCUCAUUUUGGUGGUCUUCCUUCUGCUGCAACAAGAAUCGCUCGUCCCGAGGAGGAGGAGGGUCCACUGAAGUGGAAGCACCGAAAUAGGGCAGUGUUGCACCACCCCCGCGCUGCGCUCUUCUAACGGAUCAUUUGGAGCCUGGCAGAGCUUCCGGUAGGAAUGAACUUUUUUGGAAAAAAAUCAAUGCAACAGAAGUGACAGGUGAAGCAAAGAAAGACCAAUGAGUGGAGUAGUCUAGGAGUAGGACGACUAAUACAGAACUAUACGUGGCCGCAACUGUGGCACAGAGAGUCAACAAUGACUUGCAGUUCUUUCCUGAUACGCACAGAUGCGCGUGCUGCAGCUUCAAUGCAUUUUCUACACUGCUCGAUGAAGUUGGUGGGGCAAUGUGAUGUCUUCCAUAUUCAGGUAAGAAGCUUGUGCUUGUGCGGUUUUG
Amoebophrya sp. A120 is the source of this 5846-nucleotide messenger RNA. The record is from the annotation of a GenBank genome assembly. Lineage: Eukaryota; Dinophyceae; Syndiniales; Amoebophryaceae.